This is a messenger RNA of Ciona intestinalis (vase tunicate), 2984 nucleotides long. Its product is annotated as DNA repair and recombination protein RAD54-like. Gene Ontology annotation, biological process: double-strand break repair via synthesis-dependent strand annealing; reciprocal meiotic recombination. NCBI's taxonomy places the organism in Eukaryota, Metazoa, Chordata, Ascidiacea, Phlebobranchia, Cionidae. Gene Ontology annotation, molecular function: ATP binding; hydrolase activity, acting on acid anhydrides; DNA translocase activity. The record is from RefSeq and is a predicted model, not a curated record. Gene Ontology annotation, cellular component: nucleus.
CGCGUGUAUUUGGUUGUUGUGACCCUAUACGUGUAUUUGGUUGUUGUGACAUAUAUUUGUGUGUGUAUAAAACAUUAUUUGUCUAGUAAUGAGCUGUAACUUCAUUUUAACAUAUUUGUUUAACCAAUGUAUAUAACUAGUUAUAUAUAACUAGUAGUUAUAUAUACAUUGGUUUAACUGUUAAAAUCGAAGUCCAUAGAAAUCACAUGGUGUUUCGUUUACUACUUCAAUAAAUUUCAUGGUUGUUAAAAAGAACGCGGUAAAUAUGAAAUUCCUCAAUACAAUAAAUUAAGGUGUAGUGCUUUAUUUAUACCAGUUUUAUAAGGAUUGCUUUAUUAUGAGGAGAAGUCUUGCCCCAAGCCAGUUGUGUAAGUCGCAAAAACCAAGCGAUACAAACGAAAUCAACGAUGACGACGACGAAUUUAAGUUCAAAACUACAAGCAAGACCAAAAAUGAAAACCAUUCGCCUCAAAUGUACAUUUCGCCCUACAGAAAACCGUUACAACUUUUAAAUAGGAAAAAGAAAGACGAAAAGGGCUUUCCAAAGAAAUUAAACAGACCUAAAAAGCCACAGCGGCCGCAAAAUCAAAGCCACUCUGAACAUGAAAGUUUCAUCAAAUCUAUUUUAUCUAAACCUUUUAAAAUCCCCAUUGUAAACUAUAAGGGGUCAUGUUUAUCCCGUGGGUUAGGGGUAAGACGGCAGUUACUACGACAGCCACUUCAUGAUCCAUUUGAAGAAGAUGCUCUUGUCUUAUACCAUCCUCCAGAGCUGUCACCCCAUGAAGUGAUGAAAAUGGAUAAAUCAAAGAUACCAGUUCAUGUUGUUGUUGACCCAAGGCUAUCGAAAGUCUUACGCCCCCAUCAAAGAGAAGGAGUUAAGUUUUUAUUUGAUUGUGUCACUGGUGUAAGGGUGAAGGAACAACAUGGAUGUAUUAUGGCUGAUGAGAUGGGACUUGGUAAAACACUGCAGUGUAUAACUCUAAUGUGGACACUGCUUAAACAGGGACCUGACAUGACCCCAAUAAUAGAGAAAGCAGUUGUUGUUUCACCUUCUAGUUUGGUUAAGAAUUGGGAGAAGGAGGUUAACAAGUGGUUGGGUGGUCAGGUACAAACCCUUGCCAUUGAUUCAGGAUCUAAACAAGAAAUUGAUCGGAACCUGGAUCAAUUUAUGAGCCAGCAUGGGCGUCGUGUUGGUCUACCCAUCUUGCUCAUUUCCUAUGAAACUUUUCGACUCCAUGCGAAGGUUCUCCAUAAAGGAAAGAUUGGAUUAGUCAUCUGUGAUGAAGGACACAGACUAAAGAAUUGUGAGAAUCAGACAUACAGCGCACUUGCUAAAGUCAACUGUAAAAGGAGAGUGCUUUUAUCAGGGACUCCUAUACAGAAUGAUCUUCUUGAAUAUUUCAGUCUUGUGCAUUUUGUUAAUGAAGGAUUACUUGGUACUGCAAAUGAAUUCAAGAAAAAAUUUGAAUUCCCCAUACUCCGGGGUCGCGAUUCUUCUGCAUGUGAUGAUCAUAAAAAACUUGGUGAAACAAAAUUAAAGGAACUUGUUGAUCUUGUUAACUUGUGUAUUAUAAGAAGGACUUCUGAUAUACUUUCAAAGUACCUGCCUGUAAAAACCGAGCUCAUUAUAUGCUGCCCACUUACAACUCUACAGUUUGAGUUAUAUAAUAGCUUUGCUAAUAAACAAGAGUUUAUAUGCGACUCAAUUCAACCUACAAAGAAACGAAAGAAAAACUCGGAAGGUGUUACAAGUGGAGGGCUAACAGCUAUCACACAACUUAAAAAGCUUUGCAACCAUCCUGCACUUAUAUAUGAAAAAUGUUUGCAACAAGAAUCAGGUUGCGAAGACAUGAGAAAAAUCUUUCCAUCAAAUUUUAAUCCGAAACUUGUUCAGCCUGAAUUAUCUGGCAAGAUGAAGUUAGUUGAUUAUCUGUUAGCCGUCACACGUACAUCUACGUCAGAUAAGUUUGUUCUUGUAUCGAACUAUACGCAAACCUUGGAUUUGUGUGAACAACUGUGUAGAUCGAGAAGGUAUAUGUUUGUACGCUUGGAUGGGAGCAUGACGAUCAAGAAACGAGCAAAAGUAGUUGAGAAGUUUAACAAUCCAUCGUCACCGGAGUUUGUGUUUAUGUUGAGCAGUAAAGCUGGAGGUUGUGGCUUGAACCUGAUUGGUGCAAACAGACUUGUGAUGUUUGAUCCAGAUUGGAAUCCAGCCAAUGACGAACAAGCGAUGGCUCGUGUGUGGAGGGAUGGGCAGAAGAAACCUUGUUUUAUUUACAGGUUAUUAGGCACUGGAACAAUAGAAGAGAAGAUUUUUCAACGGCAAGCUCACAAGAAAGCUCUCUCGUCAUGCGUGGUUGACCAAGAGGAAGAUGUAGCACGUCACUUCUCACGUGACCAACUACGUGACCUUUUCUCCCCACUGCGUCAGGAUGGUACACAAAGCGAUACACACGACAGUUUACGUUGCACAAGGUGUGUUAACCGAAUCCAAGUACGCCCCCCGCCCCCCGAUGCAGAUUGCAACUCCGAUUUGACGAACUGGAAACACUGCUACCAAUCCAAGGAUAUAUCGGAUCUUGUGUUGCGGCAAAUAUGGAAGCAAACCGGAGCUACUUUCGCCUUCACGCAAGUGUCGCAUGAAGAACAAAGAAUUACGGUUUGAUGACGUCAUUCGUGACGUCAUACUAGCCGACGACGUCAUCCUCGACGCUAUAUUGUCUCGGUACAAUAGUCAAACAGUUAUGUCAUAAUACCUCAGUGACGCCAUUAAACAGUGACGUCAUGUCGUAGAAUAAAUCAGCAAGAAAUAGGACGAGGGUUAUUUUUAUCAAGGUCAGUUUGUCAUUGCAUUUUUUCCCACUUAGCACUGAAAAAAUUGGUUAUUUUACGUUUAUUUCACUUUAUAUUGCUGCACAUUCAAUUUGUUUUCCCUGUUUUACUCCGCGUGCAUUAUUAUUAAAUACUAAACGCUUUUGUGUAUU